This is a messenger RNA of Symbiodinium natans, 2871 nucleotides long. Lineage: Eukaryota; Dinophyceae; Suessiales; Symbiodiniaceae. The record is from the annotation of a GenBank genome assembly.
AUGACGGAGAGUGGCUUGCAGGCCGUCGUGGGAACUCCCAGUGAACUCAGUGAAGACUCUGCGCAAGACUGUCUGGAUUCGCAGCUUGUUGAGAGCCUCCUUGAGAUGAUGACCCAGAUGAAAGCCAUCAGACCCGAGAUCGUGCGAGGGAUCCCAGUGCACCGAUUCCUGCAGCGCAUGCCGUGCAAGGGGUUGGCGAAGCAGCAAAGGAUGUUUUAUGGACUCAGUAAGGUGACGAAGCAGCUGGAUGAGUUCUGGUCUCACAGCUGGCGCACCAAGGCGUGGCUCAAGUAUGUCAACAUCCUCUUCUUGAACAACGGCUUCCCAGCCUUUGUCGUUGGCACUCUUUGUGCCCUUGUGGCUUUCUCUCUAAGUUUGGCAGGCAUCUUGCCACUGCAACGCGUCGCGGGCCCCGCAAACGCGUGGUGCACCAUAGCUGGCAGCAUCGGCUACUACGUGACUCUUCUCCUCUGGCCUAGCAGGAAGCUGGCUUUCUUUGACAUCGCCUGCAUCAACCAACGUGACGAAAUCCAGAAAAGUGAGGCCCUGCUCAGUCCUCGCUCGGACACGUCUGUUCUGGUUUGCCCAGUGUUCGUUGGCCCCGCGCUUCUUGUGGGUAACAUCGGUUCCAGCGUGCUACUGCUUGCGCUGUUGUGUUCCGGCCUGCCGUUGUUUCCGUGGGCUGGAAUUUUCAUCUCUGCUAUGGUGUUCCCAUGCAUGGUGUUUCUUGCCUAUGUGAUCCUUGCGCACUGUCGAAGCAUUGACGUGAUGCAACAUCAAGUCCGUCACUUCACUGUUGAACACUCCUUGUGUCACUGCUGUGAAAGCGGUCAUGUGAAUGCCAACGGUGGGCAACUGAUGUGCGACCGCCUCAUCAUCCUUCGAUGCAUUUCUGCUUGGUUCGGGUCUGUGGACGCCUUCGAGUCCCUCGUUCGGACACGGCUGUUGAAAACGUUGGUCUACCAGCUUGCGAACCAGGUGUUCUCAUACUGGCGCAUCGUGCAGGUAGCGAUCCCUGUUGCAUGGGCCGUACUGGAUCUGCUCGACUGGAACUAUCAGGACCUGCCGGCUGCAGUGCUGCUGCAGGUCGGGUCGCUGAUGUUUGGCGCCUACUUUUUUUGCGAGCACGCUCUUCGCCAGCUCUCGGCCGAUCACUUCGGGAACUGGGUGGCUGCGCACCUGGUGGCUUUGACCUUCAUGGGUACCGUCACUCUGGUUCUGUGGCGGCACUUGCCGGCCAUUGAGCGCGCUCCGGAGCGCAGUGAUCGACUGGAGGCCUUGUACAGUGGCGGCCGGCUGAAGCAUCCUAGAGCGUACGGCCGUGCCGCCUCUGCAGCCCGCUGUGCAGAGCAGGGGAUCGCAAGUUGUCGUUUUGCUGCCAUGUCCGCGAGCGGCUUGCAGAUCGUCCUGGGAAGCCCCAGUGAGUCCGAAAAAUGUCCGCCAAUCUCCCUGGAUUCGCAGUACUUCGAUCGCAUCAUGACCGACAUGAGAGCCAUCAGUCCCGAUAUCGUGCGCGGGAUCCCGGUGCACCGAUUCCUGCAGCGAAUGCCCUGCAAGUGGUUAGCGAGAGAGAAGCGAAAUUUUUACGGACUCAGUCAGGUGACAAAUCAGCUGGAUGAGUUCUGGUCUCACAGCUGGCGCACGAAUGCGGGUCUCAAGUAUGUCAACAUCCUCUUCCUGAACAACGGCUUCCCAGCAUUUGUGGUUGGCACUCUUUGUGCCCUGGUGGCUUUCAGUUUAAAUUUGGCUGGCAUCUUGCCGAAAGAGUCCGUUGCGGGCCCAGCAAAUGCGUGGUGCACCACAUCUGGAGUUAUCGGCUACUACGUGACUCUUCUACUCUGGCGGAGCAGGAAACUUGCCUUCCUUGAUGUCGCUUGCAUCAGCCAGACUGAUCGGGAGCUGAACGGUCUCGGCCUUCUCAGCAUGGGUGGAUUUCUGAGAUGUUCACAGUCGCUACUCGUCCUUUGGGAUGAGACUGUCGUCACGAGAUUGUGGUGCAUGUUCGAGAUGGCAGGUUUCUUACACAGCAAAGGUCCUAACGCAGACAAGUCUGUGCUGGUUUGCCCAGUGUUUACUGGCCCCGCACUUUUUGUGGGUCACCUUGGUGUCAGCGUGCUGCUGCUUGCACUGUUGUGUGCGGACUUGCAGCUGUUUCCGUGGGGUGGAAUCUUCAUAUCUGCUAUGGUGUUCCCAUGCCUGGUGUUUCUUGCCUAUGUGGUCCUUGCGCAUUGUCGAAGCAUUGACGUGAUGCAACAUCAAGUCCGUCACUUCACUGUUGAACAGUCCUUCUGCCAUUGCUGUGACAACGGUCACGUGGGCGCCAAUGGCGGGGAAAUAACCUGCGACCGCCUCACGAUUCUUCGGUGCAUUUCUGCUUGGUUCGGGUCUGUGGAAACCUUCGAGGCCCUGGUUCGGACACAGGUUUCGAAAAUGUUGGUCUACCAGCUUGCGAAUCAGGUGUUCUCAUAUUGGCGCAUCGUGCAGGCAGCAAGCCCAGUUGCAUGGGCCAUAUUGGAUAUGCUUGACCGGAACCUUUUUGGCAUAACGCUUGCAGUGCCGCAGACGUCACUUGCAGCUGUGACUUAUGUUUUCUGCUAUGCACCAAGUAUCUCUCUGAUUCUACUUCGCUUGGCAUACAGAGUGCGCAACCUUGGACACAGCAAGUGGACACAGUGGCUGCUUGCUGUUGCACUCCUGGCCGUCGGGUCGCUGAUUUUCGUGGCAUACUUUUGGUGCGAGCAUGCGAUUAAACGGCUUUCGGACGAUCUCUUUGGGAACUGGAUGCCUGCGAACAUUGCGCUGCUCAUAGUGACGGGUGCAGCCACCCUAGUUCUGUGGCGGCACUUGCCUGCCAUUGAGACGACACCCUAA